AUGGCCCAGUCGCCGAAGCUACCAGAAGAAAUAGACGUGGCCAUCAUUGGAUCUGGCAUCACAGGAUGUAGCGUGGCCUACACAUUGCUUCAUAAUUCUGAGAACUCUGGUCUACGUAUUUCCGUGCUUGAAGCCCGGAACGCUGUCAGUGGCGCAACCGGUCGGAACGGGGGCCACCUGGUUUCGGAUGCCGAUUCACACUUCGGAACCCUACUACAACUCUUCGGCAGCGAGGAAGCAACAAAGAUAUUCCAUUUCAGCGAAGCCAACAUUGCCCGCCUUAAGGAGCUGGUGGCAGAAUUAGAUCCCGCAGACCGUGACGCAGUGGAGCUCCGCAGUUUGGUUAUGACUGCUGGCAUUUCGAAUCAAGAAAUACUAGAUCGCGCGAAAGAAAGCAUAAGCUUGAUUGACGAGACUGUGCCAGAAAAAACCAUACGCUCGAAAACCAUCUCCAAGGAGCAAGCAGAGUCGAAAUAUUACUAUUCCAACAGCAUCGUGGGUGGUGUCGAACAACAUGGUGCUGCUGCGCUAUCACCGUAUCGACUGAUCACAGCGCUGUACAGCAAAUUGCUCCAAAAAUAUGAUGGUCGUUUCUCUCUUGAAACAAACACACCUGUGUCCUCGGUUACACAUCAGUUCGACCUAUCAUACCUUUAUACACUGAACACACCGAGAGGCAUGUUGCAAGCGAAGAAAGUAAUCCAUUGCACGAAUGGCUACUCGGCAUUCUUGUUGCCCAGCUUGGUCGGAAAGCUUUUCCCUUUCCGUGGCACUAUGUCUUGCCAGGAUCCUGGACUGUCUUUCCCUCGCAUGGGAUCGGAUGCCUCGUGGAAUUUACUCGAAAAGACCCGCUACGACCCCGACACCCGUGUCCUGACGGCUGGUCUGUACUAUGCACAGCAGAACUCCAAGACUGGUGACAUUUGGGUCGGUGGCGAGGUCCAGAAGGUCGACGAGCUGAUCUCGAGCGACGACUCGGUUGUGAGUCUCAGGGCCAGGGAAAACAUUCUCUCUGUUCUUCCCAGGAUUUGGAAGGACACGGAGCCGGGCGCCUCUCAGAUUUGGUCUGGAGUGAUGGGAUUCACGUCCGACGGCCUUCCGCUUGUGGGAAAUUUGAGCUCAAAAAUGACGGGGCGGACAGGGGACGGGGAGUGGAUUGCUGCUGGCUUCAACGGCCAUGGGAUGGACAAAUGCUGGCUGACUGGCGAGGCACUUGCACAGAUGGUUUUGCAAGGGACGACCCCGGAGUCCUUUCCCACGCCGUAUCUGUUGAGCGAAGAGCGAUUUGAUCGUCUGACAUCUGAAGCCGCCGUGGAGUUCCUGUUCGGAGAUGUCGAGAUACAAGCAAACUUGCGAACUUGA
Molecule: messenger RNA, 1362 nt
Organism: Diaporthe amygdali
Lineage: Eukaryota; Fungi; Ascomycota; Sordariomycetes; Diaporthales; Diaporthaceae
Exons: 2
Coding region: 1-1362 (453 amino acids)
Cellular component (GO): cytoplasm
Molecular function (GO): oxidoreductase activity
Source: RefSeq, a predicted model, not a curated record